AUGGAGCUUCCCUCGGGAACUGAACCAUUUCAGCUGGAGCAAGCUUUCUGCAGUCAUGGCUUCUUCAUGAUGCCACCCAACCACUGGAAUCCUCUCUCCAAAACCCUAACUCGUCCACUCCAUAUUCACAACCUUUCUUCUUCUUCUUCCCUCCUCGUUUCCCUUUCCCAGCGCCCCCGAUCUCUCGCUGUUAGGGUUCAUGGCGCUCAGGUUUGCAGAAUGCUGCGGUUGUCCGAAGCGGAGGAAAAGACUAUGAGAGAGCAGAAGCGUGCACUCUGA
Molecule: messenger RNA, 279 nt
Organism: Sphenostylis stenocarpa
Lineage: Eukaryota; Viridiplantae; Streptophyta; Magnoliopsida; Fabales; Fabaceae
Source: the annotation of a GenBank genome assembly